ACUCUUUAAGUAUACAGAUACACACACACACACACACACGCAGACAAUAGGCCUCUGAGCUUAGACGGUUAUUUGCCACACACACACACACACAUACACAACCCUUUGAUAAACACAGAAGCCUUUAUUUUUACUUAUUUUUUUCGUUCCUCGUCCGAAUCUCUUGGUCGAAAAUUCGCGAAAGGGACGUUCUCGCUCUUUCCUCUCGCGCUCCGUCACACUCUCUCUCUCUCUCUCUCUCUCUCUCAGCCCAGAGCUACAUAGCGAAAUUCCAUGCACGACGGCGUUUUAUUUCUCUCGCUCGCGCACCUAUAAAUUCCUCGGCCGACCAUCUUUUUUUCGCCAGCAGCAGCUCCUCCCUCUCCAUGGCGCGCGCACGGCUUUUCCUCUCUGCGAGCGAGGCUCCUUUUUCCAAUUCGGAGUGUGCGAUCCGUAGAUUAGAGAAGCGUGUACAGGACGUGCGUAUUUACACGCGCGUCGCGUAUACCAUUAAUAUAGAUCUGUACCCGGUGCGCGAAGGCGAGCGUCCGGUCGCGCUUGCGUGCACAGCACGGGCCCCCAGAAAAAGCGAGAGACAAGUGCGAAUUUCCUACGGCUGACAGAUGAAUCAAUACCGUCGUCCUCUCCUCUAUCCUGCUUCUCUCUCUCCCACCCCGUCCGCUUCCUCUGCGUCUCUCUCUCUCUCUCUUGCGCGCGCGCGCGCGCGCCGAGAGCUCCCGCUUCCUCCUUCCGCACACUAUGCGCGCUAGUAUAACUACAGUGUACAAACAAAAUGGCCUCCGCGAACGCGCAUUCGGCUGCAGAUUCCGGACGACGCUCGAUUCUGGAUGCCUACUACUACAACAACAACAGCAACAGGGCGUAUCCAGUGGCCCCACACCCACCAACUGGCUUUGUUCCAGCGCAAGCACAACCUGCUGCAUAUGGCGUGCCAGGAGCCUCGCCAUAUGGGGUCUUCCCGAACCAACCACAACUUUAUGCUACUCAGGGUCCACCACCCCCAACAUAUGAUCAAACUCUUACUCAUCCGAUGAUGUACCAACCCAUGUAUGGCCAAGGUUAUCCCGGCGGAUACUUGGCAGGUUAUCCAACAGCCUAUGGACCAUUACAGUAUUACCCACCAUUAGCUGCAGCUGCAGCAUACUAUCCUACUGCAAUGCAGCCCGCUCCAGUUAGGCCAACCAUUAUGGUAUCCAAUGGAUUUGAUGGCGCAAGAUUCGAUGGAAUAUCACAACCUGUUUUGCCUCCACCUCCACCCGGCGUAGCCGCGAAUGCCGCGCAAUUGGCCGCUAUGGCAGGUCAUAGUGUUGCACUUUCGCAAAAAAAGGGGUCGUUCUUGGGAGGAGGAACAGAGGGUGGCUACACCUUUUGGUAAACUGAAUCUCUAGCCAAGAAGGUUAGCACGUCGAGAAGAGUCGAAGCUAUGCGAGCGAUAACGUUAAGAGAGAGAAAGCGAUUUAGGAAGGCAUUGAUUGUUAUUGAGAUCCGUCUAGGCAACAAAAAUUCGACUAUCUCCAAAGUCUACAUACUUUUUUCCUAUCGGGUACUAUAUCUUUGUAGAGAGGCCAUUUUUCCAGAGGAGAGAGGGUGUCUUAGUGCACAAACCGUCUGUCGACGAGCCGAAACAAGACCGUGACGCCAUACACGAAAGCUCAUUCGCUCCACGUCUUUUGCGAAGACAGGCUUUUCCAAACCCUUUCUCUGAGUAUUGAACUCUUAUUGCGAAGUCUCCCGCUUCGCCUAUAUAUACUCUCCCUCGCUCCUUUCGUUUCUGUAGUCGAGUAAAAAGCUUCACGGCCUUGUUUCUGUGCGACGGUCAGUUUAUGCGUCCACGAAUUUUUCUUAUUCCUGUGAAAAACCUUGAGUCACUUUUGUAGAAAAGACUAAAAAAAACGGACUGCUCAGUAUUAAAAAAAUUCGAGAAUAGAUAAGCUACUGUAAAGAGGAUAUUCCUGACGAUUAUAUAGGCAAUAUGAGAUCACUUGUUCAGUGAAAGAGGACAUAUUUAGACUAAGUUUAAAACGAGAGAAAGAGAGCACCUUGUAACCAGCGGAUACGCGGACUGAAAAUUUAUGGUGUUCUUGUUUUUUCAAAUAUAAACGCGAGUGAGUGUAUGCUUGCAAGUUGCAUACAUUGAAUUGUCUCUCAUCGCCUACAGGUAUCGAUAUUCGAGAAUGUGUUCUAAGCGUUUAUCUAAACGUUACUUGGCAGACUAAGCAAGAAAAGGGGGCUGCUCGCUAUAUUUUUUUUGUUUCAUCAUUUCUCUUUUAUUGAUUUUCAUUGACUGCAUAAGGCAUUUAAUCCAAAUUCAACUUGACGACGUUGCUUUAUACGAUGUAACUAAAAGACUUUACCUUGUUUCAUGGUUUACGUUAUGUUAAAAUUGAUAUUAUUAUUAUUAUUAUUAUUAUUAUUAUUAUUAUAAUUAUUAUUAUUGGAUUAUUGUUAUUUGUUAUUGUAAAAUUAAAUCACGAAUGAGGUAUGAGCAGCCCUGAAAACGAAAUGUGACAAAAAAAAUUUUGCGUGAUUAAAAAAAUAUACGGAACGUGUGAUGACUACUUAUUCCUAAAGGAAUUCAAAACCGUAAAAGAUAUUUUCUUUAGAAAUUUAUAUGAGAUCUGCAUACAUAGUUUUUAAAUUCUGAAUAACGAAAUUUACGGAUAGUUUUUACACGUUCUCAAACUUUGAAGACGCUUACCAUCCGAUUGAAGAGUACGCACCCUUUUUUAUAAGUAGUCUUUCAAGUCGUUUAAGAGUCUUUUUUUACGCAGAUUAGCUAGGUCGGCUAAAAAGUUAUUAUUUAAUUGAAAAUAAGGAAAGAAGAAUUGUUCACGGUAAAAUAUCUUGCCUCGCUGCAUCAACGGUUUCCACCAAUGUUGUUAACAUUGUGAUAAAUAUAAAUAUAUAUACAUUAUAAAUUUUAAUUGUUUCUCCCACUCAUAAUUGAUUGCUGUGGUAACACGCAAAAUUCUAUACACGAAUCUCAAAGAGGAAACUGUUUGGUUGUUAAACUCUAUAAAAGGCGAAAAAAAACGAAAAAAGAGUGCUUGGACACUUGAAGAGUACAAAUUCAUGCAUCUGGAUGGGCAAUUAUGUCGUGAGCAAUUCUUGAGUAUGAGCCAUAGCAGGCGAGUUUAAUAAAUGGAACACCGAGCGAUGCAGUAAAUUUCGUUAAACCAUCUUGUUAAUAUGCGUCGAGCAAGGGGUCGUCUCCCUCAGCGCAAGAAUCAACCGAAAUCUAGCGUGUGCCUGUUUUCCUGCAGGACCGAGGGAUUAUUCCUGCUUGAAAAUGUAAAAAAAAUAACCAGUGAAAGAACGGUGCACUGUCUUAGGGCCCUAAGAUUGCUAAACUAUCUUUCAAGCAGCUAUAAAAACGCCUGCCUCGCUCUGUGAUCAUAUAGAGAUAGCAAAGUGAAUCAGUCGAUGGAACUCUCUUAUCAGUUCUAUCUUCUCACUCACACUAAAUAUGAUAUUUAAUUAAGCAAUGAAAUCAGAGGAGCUAAUUUACAAUCGAUGAACGAUAGCCCAGAGUAGGACCAAAUGUCGCGAUUCUAUUUAGGAUUUUCAAUCGGUCGUAUCAGCGCCAAGCUUGGACAAACUUGUGGCGUCUAUUAAUUAACAAAGCGCAGCUAUCAAUGUAACUGGCGGUCGUGAUUGGGACAUGAUUUUUAUGCACAAAUGGUUUUACAGAGAAUAUCGAGCGAUUGAUUGACUAAGCUUGGUGUAUUGAUAACGAUGAAUUACAUCCUCUUUGUACCUUUUGAUUACUUUCUACCGAAACCCACCUAACGAAACUACUCAAACGUGACCGGCAUGUAACAAAUGAGAGAUGUAUGUACAGUUGGGUGGCAUGAAGAAUCUAGUCCGAUAAUUCUGACUGAUACCAACUUGGAAAAUAACGAUACCUACAUAUGGCUAUAUUUUGCUUGAUACCCAUUGCCUUUUCUUGUUUUUUUCCUUUAAAUUCGUAUCUCAGGAACAUAUGAAUUUUGGUAACAAGCAUGUUAAAAUUCGAUUUAUUUGCAAAACAACUGAUCAUUCCAUUGCGAGAUUGAUAUUUUCUUAACAGACGAACGUCACGUUUGAGAAUCCAGAAUACCAUGUCGACGGUGGUAUUCGAGUCGCCGCUUUACAAUAUAACAAACUAACAAAAUACAAAAAGCACGUGCUGACAUUAGUUAUUCCCAAAUGAUUCCCCUUGCAUGUGCUUUGCAACGAAAAUGACAAAUAUUCCAAUAAAAGCAAAUAGCACCGUGCGUUAAAAAAAAGGCAUCUAGCUUCAAAGAGGCAAAAAUUGUACAAGAGAAUUACUUUGACGAAACUUUCAAUAAGAAAAUGAAACGUAUUACGUUGAUAUUUAUAUGUAUAUUAAAUUAUUCUCGUUUUACCGAUUUAUUUGCAGAUUCAUAUUUUUUUAGAUCAAAUUUUUUGCAAUGCAUUUUGACAGAUUGUACCAAGCGGCAGUGGGAAGGUUUUAUAUCAUGGAAAAGCGUGCAAUAAACAACAUGUCUAUUGUAACAGUAAUAUAAAUUGUAUUAAUUGCAAUGGUAAAUUUGUUAUGUUAAAAAAAGCACUGGCGUGUAAACGCAGUGUAACAGUUAAUAAACAUUAUGACCAUGCA
Messenger RNA from Nasonia vitripennis (jewel wasp), 4621 nucleotides. Its product is annotated as DAZ-associated protein 2. Lineage: Eukaryota; Metazoa; Arthropoda; Insecta; Hymenoptera; Pteromalidae. Bases 773 to 1375 code for a protein of 200 amino acids. The transcript is spliced from 5 exons. The record is from RefSeq and is a predicted model, not a curated record.